This is a messenger RNA of Osmerus eperlanus (European smelt), 1598 nucleotides long. It is a transcript of the gene neu1, whose product is annotated as neuraminidase 1. The record is from RefSeq and is a predicted model, not a curated record. NCBI's taxonomy places the organism in Eukaryota, Metazoa, Chordata, Actinopteri, Osmeriformes, Osmeridae. Gene Ontology annotation, cellular component: cytoplasm; intracellular membrane-bounded organelle; membrane. The transcript is spliced from 6 exons. Gene Ontology annotation, biological process: oligosaccharide catabolic process; ganglioside catabolic process. The coding region runs from base 158 to 1333 and encodes 391 amino acids. Gene Ontology annotation, molecular function: exo-alpha-sialidase activity.
CAUAUGAUGUAACCGAAGUGUUUAGAUCAGGAUGUGAAUAUGGUCACUGUUAACUAGCUAGCAGGCUGGGGUAGUGUUACUUCUUGUAGCUUUAUCUGUGUCGAUUUUCUGACAUUUACAAGACAACAGUAAACCGUAAAGGAACAUACCAAACAACAUGUUUGCAAGACCGUCUUCUAUGCGCGUGAGAUGUGGAAUCGCUGUUCUUUUUUCCUUUGUGUUAGGUUACUGUGAAUGCACAGUAAAUGGCCUGGAGAUUGACCCUUUGGUUUAUGACGAGCAGUUGUUGUGGGUGGCCGGAGGGGCUGGGGAGGUGGACACCUACCGUAUCCCCUUGGUCAGCUUCACCCCAAGGGGCAGUCUGCUUGCCUUUGCAGAGGCUAGGAAGGCAUCACAAAAUGACAUAGGAGCCAAGUUUAUUGCCCUGCGUCGCUCAACAGACAGAGGGGCCACCUGGUCUCCCACCUCGUUCAUAGAGGAUGACGGUUCUCUGGAGGAUGGUCUUAACCUGGGCUCAGUGGUGGCGGAUGAGGAGCAGGGCUCCAUCAUGCUGAUCUACUCUAUCUGUUUCCACCGCUACCACUGCAGCCCCUCAAGCACCAUGAUGGUGGAGAGUUUGGAUGAUGGCCUGAGCUGGAGUCCCCCACGCAACCUCUCUGUCCAGCUGGGGGUGAAGAGCUUCGCCCCCGGGCCUGGUUUCGGCAUCCAGAAGCGCUACCCCCCAGCGAAAGGCCGCUUGGUGGUGUGUGGUCACGGCAGCAUUGAGGGGGAUGGGGUUUUCUGCAUCCUGAGUGACGACCAUGGACGGAACUGGAACAAUGGCGCUGCGCUGAAGAGCAUCCCCUACAACCAGCCCAAACAAUCCGGAGACUUCAACCCAGACGAGUGCCAGCCUGUAGAGAUGGAGGACGGCAGCAUUGUCAUCAACGUGCGCAACCAGUACAACUACCACUGCCGGUGCCGUGUGGUGGUGCGCAGCCUAGACGGAGGGGAAUCUCUGCCCUUGGAGGAGCUGAUUUUUGACUCCACCCUGGUGGACCCUGCGGUGGCAGCGGGGGCUCUGCAGAAGGAGGGCGUGCUCUACUUCACCAAUCCUGCCAGCAGCCAACAGAGGGUAAACCUUACCCUCCGCUGGUCUCUGACAAAUGGCACGUCUUGGGAGAAGAACGCUGUUCAGAUAUGGGCCGGGCCAAGUGGCUACUCGUCUAUGACAUCACUGAGGAGCGACUACCCUGAGGACAGGAAGUACAUAUUUGUCAUAUACGAGAAAGGCCACAAGGACUAUGACGAGACCAUCUCAUUUGCCAAGAUCCAUCUCUAUGGAGGACGGUAGAGCCGGGCUGGGGCAGGAGUGUCUUAAUGUGGGCAGUUGGAUCAUUCAUUUCUUAUAUUGGCCAAUAAUGGGCAACAUUAGAUUUGAUAUUUUCUCAGGAACUAUUUGAAUCUGUGUUUUUAUUGACACUAUUUACUUAAAAUGUCCUGGGUGUGGGAAGUAGGAGAGGCGAAGGAAAUGGGGGGCGUGGAUGUGGAUGUCCAAGGUUUUUAAAGAAAGAAAGAGCCAAGCAAGUUUAAGGCCCAGUUUCACAGACAGGGAUAAA